AUGGUGACACAAAAUGAUAGCGAGGGCCUCAUUCCCCUCGAGCACACUGGCCAAACCUCAGCCACUGGCUUCACCACCAUCCCCCCAGUUUCGCCUGGUUCACCAGUUCCUCCCUACCAGUCUACAGUCAGUUCCUUGACUCCACCGCCUCUGAGCCCCCGACAACCCUCCACCGACGGCGACUACAUCAGCCAAAGGCCAGCAGAGAAAACGCGGGUCGCAGACGAUAUCGCCCCGACCUUUGUGAGCAGCUCCAAGGACAAUGCACCUUCAUACCCGGGACAGCCUAAGGAGCAACCGAACGAGUACAACUCACCCGACGAUGUGAAGGGAUACCCCGGACAACCCCAGCCUACCUACCAAGACCCUUCACAACAAGCUCCCAAUUACCAGCAAGCUCAAGCCCAGCCGGGGGUAUACUAUACUCCGUACGGUCCGCCUAGUGGAUACGCCAGCGCUACACCACUGCACGCGCUUCAGUCAGCUCCCGCGCCGGUUGAUUGCCCUUCAUGUGGACACCGCGAAAUGACCCGGACGGAGGCCGUUACCGGAAUGACAACACAUGGUUGGGCGGCCGUUCUUUGCUGCUGCUGCUGUCUCGGAUGUUUCCCUUACCUGAUGUCUUCCCUGAAAGACGUCGACCACUACUGCGGAAAGUGCGGUGUUAAGCUGGCCUGCUGGCAUAACAGCGGUCGGGUUCAAGUCAUGCAGACUGGACCCGCUCAGCCCUCUCAGCCUGCUCAACCCGCUCAAACUGCUCAAACUGCUCAGACCCCGGCGACCCAAUGA
Molecule: messenger RNA, 789 nt
Organism: Penicillium cosmopolitanum
Lineage: Eukaryota; Fungi; Ascomycota; Eurotiomycetes; Eurotiales; Aspergillaceae
Product: LITAF-like zinc ribbon domain-containing protein
Exons: 3
Coding region: 1-789 (262 amino acids)
Molecular function (GO): zinc ion binding
Source: RefSeq, a predicted model, not a curated record